Molecule: messenger RNA, 3061 nt
Organism: Ostrea edulis (European flat oyster)
Lineage: Eukaryota; Metazoa; Mollusca; Bivalvia; Ostreida; Ostreidae
Exons: 3
Coding region: 156-1274 (372 amino acids)
Source: RefSeq, a predicted model, not a curated record
GACGCGUUGAUAAAUAAUCCAUACACCCUGCAAGCAAAAUGGCGGAGCAUCGAGACAAUAAUCAUGUUCAAGUUCGAUCACAGUGGCUGGUCUGACGGGAUUUUACUUCUGGUCAAUCGUUAUAGCUGUCAAACUGAAUACGUCCGAAUAAUACCAUGGCCAGCGAAUCAAACGCAAAUCCAGAAGAUGAUAAAAGUACUAUCCAAAUCAUUGAGGAUGACACAGACAACACGACCUUGUCAUCGGAAGUAAGCAAUUCAAACGCUAGCGUGACCAUGAUUUUGUCUGGUCCCGGCUUUCCAUGGGACAAUAAAUGGACCCAUGGCGCCACAAAAACUCUUCUUGAACUCUAUGUGAAGAAUGAGGACAAAUUCAAAGAUCCAAACACUAAGAAAAAACAAAUUUGGGGAGAAAUUUCAGAAAUCCUCCGUUCAAAUGGUUAUACUUUUGAUGCUGAAAAGUGCGAAAGGAAAUUUCUAAACCUCAAAACUGUUUACCGAAACAAUGUCCAACAUAAUAGUAUGACAGGAAAUCAUGACCGGAAAUGUUCAUUCUUUGACGAAUUAGAAGCAAUUUUCCAUUUGAGUAGCAAACUGAGAUCUAGCAAAAAAACAGAUCCGAAACUUCCAGAUGUUAUCGAACCGAAAAGAAGUGCACAACGAAACUCAUCGAACGAAACUAAUGGAUCCCCAGUAGUCCCGGUGCUGCUAGUACCACACAAUGGGAAAGGGAUGAGCGAAGCUAAUAAAACUUUGAGCUCUAGCUUUAAUCCAACCCAAAUCUCUAAUCCACAUUAUCCCCGUGCAAAUCCAACCAUGGCACAGUCCAUCGAUUCUGUUAGUCAUCCCAACGUAACGUACAGCAGUAUCGUUCAGAGGAAUAGACAGCCUUCACAACAACAACGGUUCUCAAAGUCAAUAUCCAACAUUCCAUACCAAAGAAGUGCUUCGACAGAAAAUGUAGAUCGCUCGCAACCAGUACAUCACAACUCUUCUACGGGUACUGCCAUCAUUGAUCUUUGUCGAGAAACUUCAGACAAUCUUAAACGAGGCUCAAGUGAAAUAGAGAUUCGUGCAGAACCACCACAAAUGAAAAAGAGGAGAGCUAGCGAUCUGCAGAGUCUCUUGGAGAGUUUUGAGAAUUACCGUCGAGAGCAGCGCGAAAGGGAGGAACACAGGAUGAGGCAAAUGAAGGAAAUGCAUGAGGAUGAAAUGAAAGUAACCAACCGCUUUCUUGACAUUAUUCAUCAGUACGUCCAGAACGGAAAUAGCUGAUAUAUCAUCUGUCAUUCCAAAGUUAUUCACUUUAUAUUUUCUUAUUCUAUCGAGUUAGAAGAUAAAUCACUUGAAUACGUGGUGAUCUAUAUUUAAGAUGACUAAUUAUUGUCCUGCAUGAUAUUUGACUGUAGAUUAGAUUAGAGUAACACUGUCAGAAUUGUUUUUAAAGCAAUACAAACUGUAACUGACGGUAUUUUUUCAACUAUCCAAUUAUGCACCAAAUAACACCUACCGGUGUAACUAAUAUAAUCCCAAAGAUCUGAAGAAAAAUUCAACAAAAUAAACAAGGGAAUAUUGUUUGAGAGCAUACCUACAAUGAGCGUUUCGUAUAAACCGCCAUUGUGUCGUAUACACGGACAUGGGAACGGUGAUUGCCGAACAUAAUCGGGUUGCUGAGACCGAGGCCUUAAACAUAGACGGAAACUGACGCGAGUAACUACACGUGUCGUUUGUUUUAAAAUAUUACGUUGUUUCAUGAAUGACUAGGAAUACUAUAUAAAUGUAAAAAGGUAAUGAUUACGCAAAUGUGCCACUCAAAUGAAAAUUUUAUUGUGAAUUUUCUAUAAAAUUGGCAUGUUAAACUAUUUACAAAUCUAACACGUGCUCAGUGCCUCUCUUUCGCUUUUUCCGAACUGGUGACCUCCAAGGUCACUGCAACAUCGGAGAUUACGAGCAGGAAUUACUGACAGGAUGACAAUGACUCAUGAAUUCACAUUGUUUGCUAAUUUGACGGGUUUAUUGCUUCAGAUUAACUCUGAUUCUAUUAAGUGAUGUAUAUUCAAUCACAAAUAUGUUCACUAUUUGUUCUUUUAUUUUUCAAUUUAUUUACUGUCAGUUACAGGUUGUAUUGCUUUAAAUGUGACUCUUAUAUUAUACUACUAGCUGUGGACGGACGACGCGAGCAGUCGCCAUGUAAUCUGUUAGACAAGGGAGCUUAGAGUUCUGCAGCUAAUGAAACUUUCAUUCCAUUUCAGUCCCAUACUUGCUAUAUUAUAUAGAUAUUUUGGGAUUCUGUUCAAAGGGUCAUAGGUCAAGAUCACAGCUCGUAAUCACUGCAAGUAGUGUUGUGGAUACCAUGCGAAGAGUGUCAUUUGCCAUUCUAGUUUUCAGCUUUAUACUAGUUGUAUUGAUGCAUGGUAGGUUGGAGAUUAUUUAUGGAUCGAAUGUUAAAAUAAAGUCGUACACAUCAUUUAAUCAAUCGGAUUUUGGAAUAAAUGCCUUGUUUGUAUAAUGGGGAUAUGAAACCAUGGAAACAUGUGUUAAUUUGUUUUACCAGAGAAGGAAGCGUGGGGUGAUUUGACAAGUAUUAUUGACGAGGUUGAAUAUGCAGAAAUUAUCCACGGGUUCCAUUGUCAUAUUCCCAUAGUACGAUCAAACUAGACAUUUAUUCAUCAUCUUCGUAUUUUGUAAUUUGGCUUGUUUCGUUUUUUAAUAUUUAUAAUCCAGUGCGUUAGAGUAUUCGAAUAGGUGUUCGGGUAGGUCACGUGGCAAUUGGGCAUUUCAAAACGAGAGUAUGUGGCAGCUUAAACCUACUCGUAAGAAAUUUUAUUACUGCGUUAGUGAGGUGGGAGGAGACGAAUUGCGUUAAUUGUCAAAACUUCUAUCUAAUGCAUUAUCAAACUAAUCAUAUAUUGUUAUAUCGUUUCACUUUAAAAAAAAAAAAAGAAAAAAAGAAUUGAAUUACCAUUUCUUAUUUGAUUCAUGAUGGUUAUUUUUGCAUAUUAGUAAUCAAAAUGCAAGUUUGUUGUAAACGUUUGCGUGUAUAUAAAUAGAAUUAUAGUAGA